This is a messenger RNA of Salvia splendens (bonfire salvia), 821 nucleotides long. Its product is annotated as E3 SUMO-protein ligase SIZ1-like. The record is from RefSeq and is a predicted model, not a curated record. NCBI's taxonomy places the organism in Eukaryota, Viridiplantae, Streptophyta, Magnoliopsida, Lamiales, Lamiaceae. The transcript has 2 exons. Bases 144 to 584 code for a protein of 146 amino acids.
ACGUAUUCUUAGUAGUAAGUGGCUCAAUGUGAUUUGUUGUAGGGGCCUUUCUAUUAUUAUGUCUUCACACGGGGAGGAUCUGCUUCAUUUGCCCAGGUCAAAUUGAAAAUCCUAUUAAUGCUUGCCAGGUGAGCGGUAUAAGAAUGAAGGUAGCUGGAAAAUUUAAACUCCAUGCUCACAUGGGCUGUUUUGAUCGUGGAAAUGAACCAGCGGUCAAGGAAGUGGCAAUGUCCUAUAUGUUUGAAGAAUUAUUCUUUGGAGAAAAUCAUCAUAGAUGCCAUGCCUAUUUCAAUCGGAUCACAUCUAAGGUAUUUUCAUGGAUUGUCAUGAGGUCAAUUUUUUUUCUUCUUAACUUUCCAGAAUUACAGAUGAAAAAUUGUGGGGAAGAUGUAGCAGAGAUUGAGGUGAAGCCUGAUGGCUCGUGGUGUGUUAAGGCAGAGCAGAGAGUGACCGCCAGGGUCUUGGGGAGCUUGGCCUGUGGCAUUCACCUAACGGAACUCUCUGUGCAUCCAUUGAGACAGAAAAUGGAUCAUAAACCAGUUAAACCUGAUGUCGUCGCUUCAGAUAGUAAUGCUGGUCUUUGACUAGGGGUGAUAAACAACCAGAAAGGUAGCCGGGAAAUCAGAUGAUUUUUAGGGAAUUUUACCUGCAUAUAUAGGUUCGAAGAAAUUUUAUUAACAAUGGCCAAAUUAUCCUAUGAGCAGCAGUGCUACUGGCAGUGGUAGAGAUUGUGAAGAUGUUAGUGUUUGUUAAUCAGGAUGGUGGGGGAACCCUUCAUUUCUGUAUGGUAAAUGGUAUUGAAUAUGAAACUAAUUCUCUUA